Molecule: messenger RNA, 438 nt
Organism: Knipowitschia caucasica
Lineage: Eukaryota; Metazoa; Chordata; Actinopteri; Gobiiformes; Gobiidae
Source: the annotation of a GenBank genome assembly
AUGUUUUGGUUGUUGUGUGUGUUGUUGGGUUGUGGUGUUUGGUUGGGGUUGUGUGGUGUGGUUUUGGGUUGUGUGUGUGUUUUGGUUGUGGGUGUGUUGUUGAGUUGUGGUGUGUGGUUUGGGUUGAGUGUGUGGGUUGGUUGGUGUGUGUGGUUGUUUGGGUUUGUUGUGGUGUAUGGGGUUUGUGGGGUGUGGUUGAUGGGUUGUGUGGUUGUUGUUGGGUUUGUGGGUGUGUUUUUGGGUUGUGGUGGGGUGUUGUGUGUGGGUUUUUGUGGGGUUUGGUGUUGUGGAUGUGGGGGAAGUGUGUUGUGUGUGUUGUGGGUGUUUGGGGUUAGUUUGGUGGUGGUGUUGGUGGGUUGUAGGUGGGGGUUUGUGGUUGUUUGUUGGGGUUUUUUUUUAGGUGUUUGUGAUGUGUUGUGUUGGUUGGGGAUGGGUUAG